Messenger RNA from Phycodurus eques (leafy seadragon), 4570 nucleotides. It is a transcript of the gene relch, whose product is annotated as RAB11 binding and LisH domain, coiled-coil and HEAT repeat containing. Lineage: Eukaryota; Metazoa; Chordata; Actinopteri; Syngnathiformes; Syngnathidae. Gene Ontology annotation, biological process: intracellular cholesterol transport. The coding region runs from base 148 to 3717 and encodes 1189 amino acids. The record is from RefSeq and is a predicted model, not a curated record. The transcript is spliced from 31 exons. Gene Ontology annotation, cellular component: trans-Golgi network; recycling endosome. Gene Ontology annotation, molecular function: protein binding.
GGUCAACAAAUGUCACGUGACACCCUGCCGAUAACUGUUAACGCGAGAUUCCUUUUCCAACUAGCUUGACAUCCGUUAAGGAAGCGGGGCUGAUUAGUUUAGCCUAGAUAGCGAAAAAAAAAAAAAAACCAUCUAUACAGUGCAAACAUGACGUCGGUGAACCCGUUUAAUCUGAGUGAUUCUGAAGAGGAGAGUGAACGUCGACCUAACGAAACAGUUGACACAGAGCGUAGCCCGAGUGACGGGGCGCCGGGGCCGCCUCCGGGCAAUCCCUUCUCCACGCCCGUGGACGCCGAGCCUCCGACUCUGCUGUCCACCAACCGAACGAGCCCAAACGGCGAGGGCAUCUCGAUGUCUUCGGCGUCUGCCACCGCUAUGGCCGGUGUCGCUGAGACGCGGGUGUCGGUGGAUAUCAUCGCCGCUCAGCUACUGCGUGACCAGUACGUCCUCACGGCCCUGGAGUUUCACACCGAACUGUUGGAGGCGGGCAGGGAGCUCCCGAGGUUGAGGGAUUAUUUCUCCAACCCGGGUAACUUCGAGCGGCAGAGCAGCACUCCACCUGCCAAAGAGCAAGGAAUUGUACCCGGUGGACCUUUGAAUCGAGCAGGCAGCAUCAGCACCUUGGACUCUCUGGAUUUUGCCCGGUACUCGGAUGACGGCAAUCGAGAAUCAGACGAGCGGGUGGCGGUGCUGGAGUUUGAGCUACGGAAAGCAAAGGAGACCAUUCAGGCUCUGCGCGCCAACUUGACUCAGGCAGCAGAGAAUGAAGUGCCCUCUCAGGAGAGAAAGAACUUCAAGUCAAGCCCUGAAAUUCAGGAGCCGAUACGCCCACUGGAGAAAAGAGCCUUAAACUUCCUUGUGAAUGAAUAUCUGUUGAAAAAUGAAUACAAACUGUCAUCCAUCACCUUCUCGGAUGAAAAUGAUGAUCAGGAUUUUGAGCUGUGGGAUGACGUCGGCCUCAACAUUCCAAAGCCUCCUGACCUGUUGCAGCUCUACAGAAAUUGCGGUUCCUCUCUUCCUUCAAAGAGGGACAUGGUCGACGUGGCAGUCGGAGCAGAUUUUGCAGAUCUCACUGGACAUUGUGCCGUACAAGAUCCCCCUCGGAAGCCCGAUCUCUCACAGCAGCAACAGGCAGAGGUCGUCCAAGAGUUGGAGUACCAAAUCAGUCUCCUCAACAAUGAGAAGGCGAGUCUGACUGAGCAGAUGAGGAAACUUCAGAGUGAGAUUCAGACAUUGAAACAGACGGUCUCCUCCCCGCCUGCAGCCGCUCUUGACUGUAGCUCCCAGAAUACAUCUAAUCCCGCAUCCUCUUGCACCGCCAUCACUUCCUCCGCUGACCCGCCCUCUGUGCCCCGUGCAGAUAACGGACAGUACUUGGACAUCCGGGGUGUUUCAGAACCUCAAAAUGAGCCUCCCUGCACGCAGAACACACCACAGUCUCACAAUAAGCUUAAAAGUCGGCCUCCUGUACAGUUUGAUCAGCCAAACAGGAAGUUAGCCCCGGCCUUCCAGCAAGCCCUGCUAUCCUUCUGCAGAAUGUGCUCAGACAGUCGCCUCGGAGCAGAGGUGUCUCGUAUAGCAGAUAGCGAGGAAAGUGUGAUGUUAAUGCUGGGCCGCUGCCUCCCUCAUAUCGUCCCAAAUGUCCUCCUAGCUAAAAGAGAGAGAUUGGUUGCACAUCUUUGCCAGGAGCUGAUCCCUCUCAUCCUGUGUACCGCCUGCCUUCACCCAGAGUCCAAAGAGCGAGACCAGCUUCUCCACAUCCUCUUUAACUUAAUCAAGAGACCAGAUGACGAACAGAGACAAAUGAUCUUGACGGGAUGUGUUGCGUUUGCGAGGCAUGUGGGUCCCACUCGUGUUGAGGCAGAGCUUCUUCCUCAGUGCUGGGAACAGAUUAACCACAAAUAUCCAGAGAGGAGACUCCUUGUGGCAGAGUCUUGUGGAGCCUUAGCACCGUACUUUCCUAAGGAAAUUCGAAGUUCCCUAGUGUUGUCCAUGUUGCAGCAGAUGCUUGCCGAGGACAAGGCUGACAUGGUCCGAGAGGCUGUGGUCAAGAGUCUUGGGAUUAUCAUGGGUUACAUAGAUGAUACUGACAAAUACUCGCAGGGUUUUGAGCUGAUGCUACUGUCACUUGGUGACCCUUCAGAGAGGGUAGUCAGUGCCGUCCACCAAGUCUUCAUCCCCGCAUUCGCAGCCUGGACAACAGAAUUGGGAACCCUUUACACUUCACUCAUCCCUUCUCUCUUGGCACGUAUAGAGAAACUCCUCAUGCACGGAGAACAUGGCCUGGAUGAGCACAAGCUCCACAUGUUCCUGACAGCACUGCAGAGUCUGAUCCCUCCCCUGUUUGCUGUCGUGCUGCAGAAUGCACCUUUCACCAAACGUGCCAAACUCCACGGAGACAUACCUGCAAUAGAGGUGACCCGCUUCCCCAGGCCAGCUUCUCCCCUCCAGGAUGUGGCCACCAUCAUUGGCAGCAGGGAGAUGCUGAGUGCCCUGCUGCUUCUCUACGACCACCAACUGGAGCAUGAAGGGACCACCGGAUGGGAAAGCCUGCUUUGGGUGGUCAACCAGCUACUUCCUCAGCUCAUAGAGAUCGUGGGUCGCAUCAACGUGACCUCUUCCACCUGCGUCCAUGAGUUCUCUCGCUUCUUUUGGAGGUUCUGUCGAACCUUUGGCAAAAUUUUCACCAACACCAAGGUUAAACCUCAAUUCCAAGAGAUUCUUCGUCUAUCUGAAGAGAAUGUUGAUGCUUCAUCUGGGAAUGGUAUUCUUACCAAAGCCACCGUCCCCAUCUACGCCACAGGAGUACUGACAUGUUAUAACCAGGAGGAUGAUCGCAAGUUGUUAGUGGGUUUCUUAGAGGAUGUUAUGACAACCCUCUCUUUGUCCCAUGCACCUCUCGAUAGCCUGAAAGCUUCUUUUGUAGAACUGGGUGCCAAUCCAGUCUACCAUGAGUUACUGCUCACUGUCCUGUGGUAUGGAGUAGUACACACAUCCGCAUUGGUCCGAUGUACCUCAGCACGGAUGUUUGAGUUGAUUCUCCGAGGCAUGAGUGAAGCAUUAGUAGAUCGCCGGGCAGCCCCGGCCCUUAUAACUCUAUGCAAUGGGCCUGAAUUCUCUGUGAGGAUAUCCACAAUUCCUGCCUUUGGUACCAUCAUGGAGACUGUCACGCAGAAAGAGCUGCUGGAACGUGUGAAGAUGCAGCUGGCAUCCUUCCUAGAGGACCCUCAGUAUCAAGAUCAGCACUCAUUGCACAUGGAGAUCAUCAGGACGUUCGGACGCGUCGGCCCCAACGCCGAGCCUCGCUUCAGAGACGAGUUUGUACUGCCACACCUGCACAAGUUGGCGCAGGCGAACAACAGCCAAGCGGUGGAGAGCAAGCGGAUCGACAUCGCCACCCAGCUGUUCGAGGCCUACAGCGCCCUCUCCUGCUGCUUCAUAUCUGAAGAAGUGAUGGUGACCCACUUCCUGCCGGGCCUCAGGUGUCUCCGGGCCGACAUGGAGCAGCUCUCCCCAGAGCACGAGGUGAUUCUGAGCUCCAUGGUCAAAGAGUGUGAGAUCAAGGUGGAAAACAGGGGAAUGGGAGAUGCACAAGGCUCCAUGUCCAUCGCAUCCAGUUUGGUGGGCGAGGAUGCCAAGACCAAGUUCCUGAGCAAGAUGGGUCAGCUGACCACGUCGGGCGCCAUGCUGGCCAACGUUUUCCAGAGGAAGAAGUGAACGGCGUUCGCCGACGCUCUGCCACCACAGCAUCUGAUGACCGUCCCCGUCUGCUGUGCUCUCAAGUAGAUGACCAAGCAGAUGUGACGCGCAUUUUAUAUGAAAGGAUAGCGUUGGCUUGUUUUUGUUUUCUCAGUCAGUGUUUUGUUUGACAUCUUAAUUUAUGAAAUGAAGCGCCGCAAAGGAUGAAAGUCCAGUAUUCCAUGGUAAGUGGGACAUCUUUCCUGGACAUUUCAGGACUGAAGGCAUCGCUGCACCGCCAUGAACCUUUUUUCAUCGGAGGAGGAAACUAAAUUGAGCUACCUGCAGGAGGUCACCUGAUUUUUAACGGGUGUCAUUUUGGAGCGAGCGAUUCAUGGACGGCCUAUGAUAUUCAGCAUGUCCAAGCAAAAAUGGCACUAAAGGCUUCGAUCCUUAAAGUGACUAUGAAUGUGUGUGCGUGUGGAUGUCAUUCCAAAUCAUCGCCUACUUGAAGUUCUAAAUACGUCUGUCCGCGCUCCGUUUUGAUAGCUUCUAUUUUAUAACUUAUUUUUAUCUUAUUGGAGGAACACACUUUAUUUCCAACUUCCAAAGACAUUUGCACUUCAUUAUUUUGUUCUUAACUAUCUGUAUGUUCUUAUGCACAUUGAAAAUGAUCACUACUGUUGUGUUUUAUGCUUUUUCUUGUUUUGUUUGACGAUAAUUUGGGUCAUGACAUCUUGUCUUUCUGAUUGGAUAGUGGGUAUUUCGUUCAGUUUUUGGGAGAGGUCUCCUCAGAGAAAAAAAGAAAUAGCUAUCAUACAUUGAACUGAGUGGUUGGUACUCGUAUAUAUUUGGAAUCUGUGUUAUGGUGUAAUAAAAGAUCAUUUGUGUA